AUGAACAGCGAGGACGCGGCCACGCGCGCAGCCAAGCGCAAGCACGCCACCUCGGGCGGCCGCAAGCUGCUGCGCUGGGACGCCGCGCACUGGAAGCUGUUCGAGCGCACGAUGCCGUACACGACGCGCCUUAAGAGCACGCCGCUUUUACACCUGCGCGCCCCACUCGCGUCGAUGGAGUAG
This is a messenger RNA of Peronospora matthiolae, 183 nucleotides long. NCBI's taxonomy places the organism in Eukaryota, Oomycota, Peronosporomycetes, Peronosporales, Peronosporaceae. The record is from the annotation of a GenBank genome assembly.